CGCGCUUCACCGAGCGCUGUGACGUCUCCCCCUCUCCCCGCCAAUGGGCGCCUGGGCGCCGGGAGCGCUGAGCCGGCCGCUUAGUCUCUACACGGCGCGCGGCAGCAGUUCGGGGGGGUGGGGAGAGUAGGAAUACAGCCGGCACCAAGAUGGCGACCCCGGCCAAGCGCAGAGCUGGGAGCAGCGUCGGGCGGGGCGCGGGCGCCGCUGGCCCGGGGGAGGCGAAGCCGCCGUCCGCGUUCGUGGACGGCUCCAUCGUGCGAGUCGCCAUGGAGAACUUCCUAACAUAUGAUAAUUGUGAAGUGUAUCCAGGACCUCACUUGAACAUGAUAGUGGGUGCUAAUGGAACAGGAAAAUCAAGCAUUGUUUGUGCCAUCUGUCUGGGAUUGGCCGGAAAACCUUCUUUCAUAGGGCGAGCAGACAAGGUUGGUUUCUUCGUAAAGCGAGGCUGCUGUAAAGGCACAGUUGAAAUUGAACUAUUUAAACCUCCUGAUAAUCUUGUUAUCACACGUGAGAUUCAUGUGGCAAACAAUUCAUCAACAUGGUUGAUCAAUAAAAAGCCUUCUUCCUUGAAAACAGUAGAGGAGCAAAUUGCAGCCUUAAAUAUCCAAGUGGGCAAUCUGUGCCAGUUCCUCCCUCAGGACAAAGUUGGGGAAUUUGCAAAACUGUCCAAAGUAGAACUUCUUGAAGCCACAGAAAAAUCAAUUGGUCCUCCAGAAAUGUACAGAUUCCACUGUGAGCUAAAAAACUUCAGAGAGAGAGAGAGAGAACUUGAGAAUUUAUGCAAAGAGAAAACUAAUUCCUUGGAGAAAAUGAAACAAAGGAUUGAACGAUAUAGACAAGAUGUUGAGAGGUACCAUGAGCGCAAACGUCAUCUAGAUGUAAUUGAGAUGCUUGAGAGAAAAAGGCCUUGGGUGGAAUAUGAAAAUGUUCGCCAACAAUAUGAGGAAGUGAAACAAGACCGUGACUGUGUAAGAGAAGAAUUGAAAAAACUAAAAGAAACACAAUCUCCAAUGAUACAGCAAAUCCAAGAAAUUGAAAAGCAAUUCAGAAGUCUGGAUGUGAAAAUCAAAGAGAAGGUUCCUGAAAUCAAAGAGACUUCUCAAAAAUGUAAACAAAACCAAGAUGCUUUGGAGAAGAAAGACAAACAAAUUGGUGAUAUUCAGCAGGCUCUCAGAAUGAAAAGAGAUGAAGAAAUGGAUCGACAGAAGAGAAUGAACAUCACCCGACAGAUGAUAGCGGACUGGCAGAAUGAACUCAACAGUACAGGAGCCUGUGAGAAUCUUCAGCCACAAAUUGAUUCUAUUAACAAUGACCUGAGACGCUUGCAAGAAGACAAGGCAAAUAUUGAUAGUGACGUGAGUGAUUUGGGAAAUGAGAAAGAGAAUCUCAAGACGGAAAAGAAAAGAAUAACUGAUCGUAUCAUACAACUUGAUAAUAUGAUGAAUCUGAAAGAAGAGAAGCUCAAAAGAAGAUACCGAGACACACACAGUGCUCUUAUGUGGCUAAGAAAGAACAGAAACCAGUUUAAAAAAAGUGUCUGUGAACCCAUGAUGCUUGUAAUCAACAUGAAAGACAAUAUACAUGCUAAAUAUGUCGAAAAUCACAUUUCAGCAAAUGAUAUGAGGGCCUUUGUUUUUGAAAGUCAAGAAGAUAUGGAAAUAUUUCUUCGUGAGAUGCGUGAUCAUCAGAAACUAAGAGUGAAUGCUGUCUGUGCACCCAGUGAGUCAUGGGCUGAAAACAGACCUUCAAGACCUAUUGAAGAGUUACACCAGUAUGGAUUUUUCUCUUUCUUGCGAGAGCUGUUUGAUGCUCCUCAUCCUGUGAUGAGUUACCUUUGCUUCCAGUAUCGAGUUCAUGAGGUCCCUGUGGGAACAGAGAGGACCAGAAAUAUGAUUGAAAGGGUCAUACAAGAAACGAAGCUUAAGCAGUUGUAUACAGCUGAAGAAAGGUAUUUUGUAAAAGUAUCAGUUUAUACAAACCAACCUGUUUCUAGUAACACCCCUCUGAGAUCAGCACAGUUUCUUAUCGAUUCGGUGGAUACAGAAGAAAGAAGACAGUUGGAAGAGCAGCAGCAGGGAAUAAAUAAUAAGUUGCAGUCACUGGAUUCUGAUUUGACUACACUGUCUGAGAGGCAGGGACAUCUGGAGCACAAAGACAAUGAACUUAGACAGCAGAAGAAGGAACUUCUGGAGAGAAAAAACAAAAGGAGACAACUGGAAUCAAAAAUUGCUAUGAAACACGAUAGUUUAAGACAGAUGGAACAAGAUGCUAUCAACUUAGACCAAGAGGCGCAACAUACAAAUGCAAAGAUCAAAGAAAUCAAUAUCCAAAAAGCCAAACUUGUUAUAGAAUUAAAGGAACUUGUUAAGGAUUGCAUAGCAUUGAACACUCUGAAAGUAGAUUUGGUUCUUCAGAGUACUACAGUGUCUGCCAAGAAGCAUAAACUAGACUCUGAGUAUAAAGCAGCAACCGGACAUGUAAGAGCUUUAGAGGAACAGUUUCGUGUGCUGGAUGAAAGAAAACGUAGCCUGUUGAACCACUGCAAGGAACUGAUGAGAAAAGCCAGACAGGUGUGCAACCUGAGCCCAGAUGAGCCAGUUCCACAAGAAUUUCAGACUGCAUUCCGGGAUCUUCCAGACACGUUGGAUGAAAUAGAUGCUUCACUGAAUGAAGAGAAAUCGAGAGCCUCCUGCUUCACAGGCCUGAAUGCUUCUGUUGUAGAAGAGUACAGUAAGAGGACAGAAGAAAUACAACUGUUGACAGAGGAGCUAGAGAAAAAGAAAAAAGAAUUGAACAACUACAGGCAAAACAUUUCGCAGGUCAAAGAAAGGUGGCUUAAUCCUUUGAAACAUCUGGUCGAAAAAAUUAAUGAGAAGUUCAGUACCUUUUUUAAUUCUAUGCAGUGUGCUGGUGAAGUCGAUCUUCAUACAGAAAAUGAGGAAGAAUAUGACAAAUACGGGAUUCGAAUCAGAGUCAAAUUUCGCAGUAGUACCCAGUUGCAUGAAUUGACUCCUCACCAUCAGAGUGGAGGUGAGAGAAGUGUUUCCACUAUGUUGUAUUUGAUGGCUCUGCAAGAACUGAACAGAUGUCCUUUCAGGGUUGUAGAUGAAAUAAAUCAGGGAAUGGACCCAGUCAAUGAGAGGAGAGUUUUUGAAAUGGUUGUGAAGACUGCUUGCAAAGAAAGCACUUCUCAAUACUUCUUUAUUACACCAAAGCUGCUGCAGAAUCUCACUUACAAUGAAAAAAUGACCGUGUUGUUUGUCUACAAUGGACCUUUUAUGCUAGAAUCAACCAAAUGGAAUUUAAAGGCUUUCAACAGGAGGCGGCGACGAGUUGGGUGGACAGAUGCAUAGUGAUUUUCAUUGCCUUUGAAACCUAUGGUGAAACUACAUUUGUAAACGAGUGGUUGAACCUGAGAGAAAAUCCAUGGGGAACUUAAUAGUGAAUCACUGGGCUGCUUCUUAAUAAAAUUAUUUUUACAGUUAA
Molecule: messenger RNA, 3489 nt
Organism: Alligator mississippiensis (American alligator)
Lineage: Eukaryota; Metazoa; Chordata; Crocodylia; Alligatoridae
Gene: SMC5
Product: structural maintenance of chromosomes 5
Exons: 24
Coding region: 150-3356 (1068 amino acids)
Biological process (GO): double-strand break repair via homologous recombination
Cellular component (GO): Smc5-Smc6 complex
Molecular function (GO): ATP hydrolysis activity; ATP binding
Source: RefSeq, a predicted model, not a curated record